Colossoma macropomum (tambaqui) is the source of this 3703-nucleotide messenger RNA. It is a transcript of the gene dqx1, whose product is annotated as DEAQ box RNA-dependent ATPase 1. NCBI's taxonomy places the organism in Eukaryota, Metazoa, Chordata, Actinopteri, Characiformes, Serrasalmidae. Gene Ontology annotation, molecular function: RNA binding. The record is from RefSeq and is a predicted model, not a curated record. The transcript is spliced from 12 exons. Bases 376 to 2709 code for a protein of 777 amino acids. Gene Ontology annotation, cellular component: spliceosomal complex; intracellular anatomical structure.
CUCCUCCUCCACCUGCACACGGUGAGCUCAGCAAAGAUGGCGGAGUUUCGGUAGGGCUCGAUGGCCGAUGACCAACAUCAACAGUCACGAAUUAUAGAGGACAUAAUCUGCGGCUCUGGACGGUUCACCGUAAGAUCUGUCUCACAUCGUCUUAAUGCGCCUGUGUCCUGCGUGUAGUUGGUGAGGCGGUCUGUUUCCUCUGUGGUGGUGUUCCGCUGGAAGGCUCCGGUGUGUCAGAGCGAUAUGACAGGGCGAUAACAGGCGUGCCUCGUUGGGAGGUUUCGGUGUCCCCCACUUCGGAGAAAUGUGUCUCAGGUAGUUCAGACUUCCUGAGUUCCUCAGGUGACAGUCUUCAGCCCUCGUGUACUUCUCAUAAUGUCGUCCUCCCCAGCGGUCCCGAAAGCCAGCCCUGGCCUUUCUGCACUGGACAACCUCUCCAUGUCCUCGCUGUUGUCCGGGGAUUUGGAGGAAGGGACGGAGGGUGGUGAGGGCGAGCUGGCUGAUCUGGAAGUGAACCCUUAUGAUAGCCUGCCCUUCUCCUCACGCUACUACACCAUGUUGGAGGAGCGUAGAGGGCUGCCUGUUUGGAGCUUGAAAUACGGCCUGCUGGAGCACCUGGAGACUCACAGCAUGGUGGUGCUGAGUGGAGAGGGUGGCACUGGCAAGAGCACACAAGUGCCUCAGUGGUGUGUGGAGUACGCACUCUCUCAUCAGUUUACUCAGGGCUUAGUUUGCUGUUGUCAGCCCUAUGCAGCAGCCGCCUGUAGUCUGGCAAUUCGUGUAGCUGAUGAAAUGGACCUAAGUUUGGGGUUGGAGGUGGGCUAUAGAGUACCUCAUGAUGAUGGCUGCACACCAGACACUUUACUGCGCUUUGUGACCGACUCGCUACUCCUGCAGGAGAUGAUGUCGGAUCCCUUGCUGCGGCAGUACGGCGUGCUGGUGGUGGAUGAGGCUCAGGAGCGCACUGUGGCCACUGACGUACUGAUGGGCCUCUUGCGGGAUGUGUGCCGGCAACGUUGUGACCUGCGGGUAGUGGUGCUUGCAGCACCCCCUGUGGCCAGCACCAUGGCCAGCUUCCUGGGGGAGGGUGUGCCUCAUCUUACUAUUGACCCACCAUCGGACAAACCCACUAUAGAGACACUGUACCGGGACCCCCCUGCAGGACGAGACCUAACAUCAGCCUCUUGUCAGAUGGUGCUGGAUCUCCACCGGCGAGGAGAGGAAGGAGAUAUUCUGGUCUUCCUCCCUAGUGACCAGGAAAUUGAUGAGUGUGCCGCUCUGUUAGAGAAGGAGUCUGUGGCUCUGAGUCCUCAGCUGGGGGCACUACGGGUGCUCCUGCUGCACUCUGGUCUUGGUGGGGCCACACAGCAAGUGUAUGAUACGGAGGGGGCUGAGGGCCAGGCUGAACCGAAAGAAGAGGAGCAGCCUGGUCUGGACAGUUCUGAGGAAUCCGGUUUAAGACGCAGGGUCAUCCUCACAGACGCCCUCGGAGAGGCCUCCUUCUCUCUGCCCAACAUUCGCUAUGUUAUUGAUACCGGACUUCAACUCAAAACAGUGUACAAUCCACAGAUCCGAGCAGACUCUCAGGUUCAGCGACCAAUUAGCAAACACCAGGCAGAUACUCGAUCCCAGAGAGUGAACAGCAAUCUGCCAGGGGUGUGUUUUCGUCUGUACCCCCAGUCCCUGUACGAGGAGGGGAUGCCUGAAGCACGCUGUCCUGGAGUCGCUGAGGCUAACCUCAGCCACCUAGUCCUCCUUCUAAAAAGGCUUGACAUAGCUGACAUGGGCCAGUGCAAGUUCCUUGACCGGCCAGCUCCAGAAGCAUUGAUGCAGGCUCUGGAGGACCUGGAUUACUUGGCUGCUCUAGAUGAUGAUGGGAAUCUGUCAGAGGUGGGCAUCAUCAUGUCUGAGCUCCCUCUGGAGCCGCCACUGGCCAAAGCCCUCAUUGCAGCCUGCGAGUUCGACUGUGUCAGUGAAAUGCUCACCAUUGCUGCCAUGCUUACUGCUCCUCCAUGCUUUGUGACACCUCCACCAAACAAAGAAGAGGCAGCAACAACUCAUAGACGACCCUUUUUGCACUCAGAAGGAGACCAUCUUACACUCAUUAAUGUCUACAACGCAUAUCUACAGCACAAUGAGGAUGAAGCGUGGUGCUCCACCAACUUCCUGAAUGCCUCUGCGCUGCGAUUGGCUGUGGUAAUCAGGGCAGAGCUUUUAGAAGUGAUGCAGCGGAUUGAGUUGCCAGUUUCACCGCCUGCCUUUGGCUGCCAGGACAACAGCACAAAUAUAAAGCGAGCUCUCAUCUCAGGGUUCUUCCUUAAGGUCGCUCAUGAUGUAGAUGGCUCAGGGAACUACUUACUGUUGACACACCGACAUGUGGCUCACCUGCACCCGUUCUCCUCAUACCUGUGCCGUCGUCCACGACCCAACCCUCCCAGCUGGGUGCUCUACCACGAAUUCACCAUCUCCCAUGACAACUGCAUCCGCACCGCCUCAGAGGUGCACCCCCACAUGUUGGUGGAAUUAGCCCCACAGUACUACUUGGGCAACCUUCCACCCAGCGAAGGAAAAGACUUGUUAAUGGAGAUCAGACAGAGUCUUCUCCCUGUGGACGAACAGGAGAAUGGAGAGACGGAAAAUAAAAGGCAUGGAGACAGGCCGGGAGAGCAUCGUGAGCAAUACAGUGCAGAGAUGUGUAUACUGCAGUGAUACUCUCAAGGGUGUCGCAGACUUACAUUGCACUUUGGGAUUUAUGAGCCCACUACAUUGCAUCAGCAGAAUAGGUAUGAAGUAGGGCUAUCUCUUGCACACAAACCCAACUGUAAAGCAAAAUCAGUGGCUAUGAGGGGCACUGUGCAAUGCAGUUACUGUAUGUUAAGAACUUAAAUCAUACAUAUGUAUGAGCUGUGAGGUAGCUGUUCAACAGCCUAAACAGACUGAUCUUUAAUGAGCUUAGCAUUUUUUAUUCUGAAAGAUUCAAUUUUGCUAUGAAAGUGCUAAAACACAUUAUUUUUUAAUAUACAAAAAAUUGGACAUGAUAUAGAACCUGUUAAUGCAGGAAGAACAAUGCAAAGAACUGAUAAAUUCCAAGACUGGAGAAGCACCAAACAAUAUAAAGAAGGUAAAUUCAGAGGACUUACUGUUGUCUUCAAACACCAACUGAAAGUAGCUACAUUAAUAAGCCUUCCCAGAGGAUAAUGCUAGGCACUGCACUUCUAACACUACAUUUACUGAGGCUGACUACCUCUCAGCCCUAUCAGACAUGAAAAAGAGAUGAUCUGAUGUUCUUAUUCAGUGGGUGUGCAUUUCCCUCUAUUGUAUGUUCUUUGACUGGUAGUGAAUAGGUGAAAUAAGAAUCCAUCUCUUGUCCUCUCCAUUUGGAUGUGUAAACUAGUUGUGAUAAAAUGAAUAUCCCAGGUAACUUGAACCUUGAGGACAGACUUUUGCCAGAGAUCGAUGAUCACUGUGGAUUCUCAGGGUUCUGUUUACACAAGCCCUCGCGUUGUAAAUCGCUUCCUUCUUGUUGGCCAUGAAGGUUUUUUCUACUGUAUACUCCUUAUGUUUUUAUCUUUCCCUCAAUAAUCUUGUGGCUGCAUCUGUUAAUACAAAGAAGUUUUGUGUGUAAAUAUCUUCAUUCUAAAAGCCUAUUUUUUGCAACUUAGGUGUGAACUCGUCAAAUAUAAUAUGCAUACUCUCUAACCUG